Molecule: messenger RNA, 1819 nt
Organism: Tripterygium wilfordii
Lineage: Eukaryota; Viridiplantae; Streptophyta; Magnoliopsida; Celastrales; Celastraceae
Product: alkane hydroxylase MAH1-like
Exons: 1
Coding region: 155-1699 (514 amino acids)
Molecular function (GO): oxidoreductase activity, acting on paired donors, with incorporation or reduction of molecular oxygen; iron ion binding; monooxygenase activity
Source: RefSeq, a predicted model, not a curated record
UAAAUAAAAUUAAGCUCUCAUUAAUUACAAAAGACUUUCUUUCCAGCCAAAGCUUCCAAUGAUUUCUGUAUAAGUGUACAUAUAUAUACAUGGUCACUAUGAAAGUUCAGCACGCAUAGCAAAUUAGCAAUACAAUAACUCUAAGUCUUAAGUCAUGGCCUUAUUAGGUCUUCUUGAAAUCCUUGUAGCAGUAACAUGCUUUGUGAUUCUUCGUUGCUUAUGCAGCAAAAAUAAGACUCCUACAAAUUGGCCUCUGGUGGGUAUGCUACCGGGGCUGCUUCUCAACGUUCAUCGGAUUCAUGAUUGGUGUGCAGAAAUCUUGGAGCUCACUGGCUGCACUUUUGUACUGAAAGGGCCUUGGCUUGGUAACAUGGACAUAUUGGUCACAGUACAUCCAGACAAUGUGCACUACAUAAUGAGCACAAACUUCUCCAACUUCCCAAAAGGGUCUGACUUCAACAAGAUGUUUGAUAUUCUUGGCGACGGGAUCUUCAAUUCGGACUACGAUUUGUGGAAGAAUCAAAGGAAAACUGCUCGAUUGUUCCUUAAUCAUCAAGAGUUCUACCAUUUCUUGGUGAAUUCUAGCCAAAUUAAGGUGCAAAAUGGGCUGAUUCCGGUCAUGGAGAAUGUUGUCAAGAAUGGCCUUGUGUUGGAUCUGCAAGAUUUGUUUCAAAGGUUCACGUUUGAUGCUACCUGCUUGCUCACCACCGGCUAUGACCCGCAAUGCUUGUCCAUUGAACUUCCAAAGGUACCUUUCUCCAUGACCAUGGACACUGCAGAGGAAGCAAUAUUUUAUCGUCAUGUUGUGCCAGAAAGUAUAUGGAAGUUGCAGAGAUUGGUGGGCAUAGGAGAGGAAAAGAGACUUACUCAAGCUUGGAAAACACUUGAUGAUAUCAUAGCAGAGAUUAUAUCAAUGAAGAAAGACAAGUUAAGUAAAGCAACAAAUUCGGAUAAACAAGGCUACCUCAGUGAAGGCAGAGGGGCUGAUUCGGAGGGCAUUGACCUGCUCACAAAAUACAUGACUGAAAAUGGGAUUGCAGAAUCAGAAUCAAAUGAAAAGUUCCUGAGAGAUACCAUCAUCAAUUUCAUGAUCGCAGGCAGGGACACAACUAGUGCAGGUCUCACAUGGUUUAUGUGGCAAAUCUCAAGAAACCCACAAGUCAAAAACAAGAUUAGAGAAGAGCUUGAAGCAGUAAUACCAACUUCUGAAGCUAAAAAGUGGAGGUUGUUCAGUGUGGAGGAGCUAAGAAAUUCUGUUUAUCUACAAGCAACAUUGUGUGAAACACUAAGGCUGUACCCACCAGUUCCAUUUCAACACAAAUCACCUCUCCAACCAGAUAUCCUUCCCAGCGGGCACCGGGUCCAUCCAAAGACGAAAAUCAUAUUUUCUUUGUAUUCAAUGGGGAGGAUGAGUUCAAUUUGGGGGAAGGAUUGCUUAGAAUUUAAGCCAGAAAGAUGGAUUUCAGAGAGAGGAGGUGUAAAACAUGAACCUUCAUACAAGUUCAUGGUUUUCAAUGCAGGACCCAGGACUUGUCUUGGGAAAGAAGUGGCUUUCACACAAAUGAAGCUAGUUGCAGCUGCAAUAGUCUACAAUUAUGAUAUUGAAGUGGUGGAAGCAGAUUCUGUCAUCCCUGCUACAUCCAUAAUUUUACACAUGAAGCAUGGUUUGAAGGUGAAGGUCAGUAAGAGAUGGGCCUGAUAGCUGUCCCUUAUCAUCCUUCUUCAUUAUGUGUAUCACUAUGCUACUACAGUGUACCGUAGAUAUAUAUAUAUGUAGAAAGACGGACUAAAUAAAAGGAAGCAACAACUUCAAUUCCAA